AUGCUCCGCUGGGUCUACCCCGUUCGAAUCGUCCAAACCCUGCUCGCUCUAGCAGUAGUCGGGCUCACAGCAUACGUAAUCGCCUCUCUCCACGACUCAUGGUCCUUCUCCAAAACAGUGGACUACAUGCUCUUCGCCGGCUGCUGGACCGGCUUCGUCGCAGUCCCCUACCUCGAAGCCGCGCCGCUAUUUUUCCCGCGCGUGUCGCACGAACUCGUGAUUCCCUUCGUUGAGAUCGUCACCUCCAUGAUCUGGUUCGCCGGAUUUAUCGCGCUGGGCGUAUUGAUUCCCUCGCCGAGCGAGUGUGUGUUUGAGACUUGUCAUGCGCUGCAGGCUGUUGUUGUUCUUUCUUCGGUUCAGUGGGCCCUCUUCGCUGUGACGAAUGUCUAUGCUGUUCUCGAUCUCGUGAACUCGCGACGCAAGAAUACUCACCAGAAUACCGCUGAUGCUGAGGCGCCACCUGUCUCCGAGGUGAAUGCUGAGCAGCCUGUUGCUUAG
Penicillium riverlandense is the source of this 498-nucleotide messenger RNA. Its product is annotated as MARVEL domain-containing protein. Gene Ontology annotation, cellular component: membrane. The transcript is spliced from 3 exons. The coding region runs from base 1 to 498 and encodes 165 amino acids. The record is from RefSeq and is a predicted model, not a curated record. Lineage: Eukaryota; Fungi; Ascomycota; Eurotiomycetes; Eurotiales; Aspergillaceae.